Thalassophryne amazonica is the source of this 3335-nucleotide messenger RNA. RefSeq names its product coronin 7 (gene coro7). The record is from RefSeq and is a predicted model, not a curated record. Lineage: Eukaryota; Metazoa; Chordata; Actinopteri; Batrachoidiformes; Batrachoididae. Gene Ontology annotation, molecular function: protein binding. The transcript is spliced from 21 exons. The coding region runs from base 107 to 2182 and encodes 691 amino acids.
UAUUUCCGCUGUUUGUUUCUAGAGUGUCAAGAGUCUUCAGAGCAACAAGGAUUCGCGCAUCCUGUGGACCAAAGAUGAUCUUUUAGUGACCACUGGUUUUGAUACGAUGCGUAACCGAGAGGCAAGACUUUGGGACAGCAGGAAUCUGAGCUCCUCUCUCAGCUCUGUGUCACUUGGAACAUCCAGUGGGACACCCAUCCCGCUGUUUGAUGCUGACACCGGGCUGCUCAUACUGUCUGGCAUGGGAGACACUGUGGUCGAUUGCUUUGAAGUCUCUGCCUCUCAGCCGUUCCUCUCUCAAGUGAGCCAUUGCUUGACAGAUUUCUCAACACGAGGAGCUGCCAUGGUACCCAAGCUGGCGAUGGAUGUCAUGUCUUGUGAAGUGAUGCGUGUACUUCAGCUGACCGACAGCUGCAUUGUGCCAAUCAGCUAUCAAGUCCCACGCAAGCGUUCAGGCCAGGAGUUCCAUGAUGAUCUCUACCCAGACACAGUGGGCACGUCUCCAGCCAUGUCUGCAGAUGAGUGGUGGCAGGGAGGGAACAAGCAGGUGGAGAAAGUGAGCCUGCACCCAGACAAACAACCCAAAAACAAGACGUUAUCCAAUCGGAUGUCUGCAAAGAAGGAAUUGGCCAGUGGUGGGAGCAAGGAGGAUCCAGGUCAUCAGUGCUCCACCUCCAGCAGUCCUCUAAGCACUCCCAGCAGCAGUGCUGAGCCGUCUCGCUCACCUUCCUCCACCUCUGGCCUCUCGUCGGGCUUCGUCCCCAGUCCAAGCCAGAGCGCUAAAGCGAUCCAGAGUUUGAUGGGACCAACCUCCAAGUUCCGCCACAUCCAGGGUGCAUUGAAACAUCGGGACACCCAUAUCACCAAUGUCAGGGGCCUCAACCUGACAACCCCAGGAGAGUCUGAUGGAUUCUGUGCCAACUGCGACCGUGUGGCAGUGCCACUCAGCAUCUCUGGAGGCCAGAUCGCUAUCUUUGAGCUUUCACAGCCAGGCAGACUACCUGAGACGGCUCUGCCCACCAUUCAGAACUCUGUAAAUGUGGCUGACUUCUGUUGGGACCCUUUUGACACACACUGUCUGGCUGUGGCUGGGGAAGAUGCUAAGAUCCGCGUGUGGCAGGUACCAAAGGGAGGUCUGACAGAGACCUUGACUGAGCCUGACAUCAUCUUGCAAGGCCACACAGAGAAGAUCUAUUCCAUCAGGUUUCACCCUUUGGCCAGUGGACUCCUGGUUUCUUCAUCUUACGAUCUGACGGUUAGACUGUGGGACGUGCAGCGCGGAGAACAGGUGAAACUUCUUAGUGGACACCAAGAUCAGGUGUUUGGAAUGGCAUGGAGUCCAGACGGGAAACAGCUUGCCACAGUGUGCAAAGAUGGGAAAGUUCGCAUCUACGACCCCCACAAGUCUACUGCACCUGUGCAGGAAGGCCCGGGUCCAGAGGGACACAGAGGAGCACGUGUGGUGUGGGUAUGUGAGGGCAAGUACCUUUUGGUGUCAGGAUUCGACAGUCACAGUGAGAGAGGACUCUACAUUUACUCCGCUGAUUCUUUGUCCUCUGGAGCCAUUGGCAGCAUUUCAAUAGACAUUUCACCCUCGACACUCAUCCCUUUCUACGAUCCCGACACCAGUCUGGUCUUCCUCACUGGAAAAGGUGACACCCGAGUGCAUAUUUUUGAAGUAACCCCUGAGGCGCCAUACUUCAUCGAGUGCAGCAGUUUUAACUCUCCUGAGCCACUUAAGGGGUUGGUCUUUCUAUCUAAGACACAGUGCAAUGUGCGCGAGGUGGAGAUUGCUACAGGACUGAUGCUCACAAAGACCACUGUGGAGCCCGUGGCCUUCAAAGUGCCACGUGUCAAGAAAGAGUUUUUCCAGGAUGAUGUCUAUCCAGACACAGUAGUUUGGUGGGAAAAGGCUCUGACUGCGUCUGCCUGGCUUACAGGCUCCAACGGCCAACACAGGAAGAUCAGCCUGAAGCCAAAAGACAUGACGCCAGUGAGCAAGGCUCCUAAAGAAGCUCCAGUUAGGAAGUAUCUUCCCUCUUCUUUCUAUCUGGAGGAGAAGACUGAUGAACAGAAGAAAGAGGAGCUGCUCAGCGCCAUGGUGGCCAAGUUGGGGAACUUGGACGACCCACUACCACAGGACUCCUACCAGGGCGUCAAUGAGGACGAAUGGGAUGAUUAAAGUGGGCGUCGCCUUUUGCCUCAAUCAUGGAGACGACUGACAAGAGUUAGACGAGGGCGACCGAUCUUACCCCUGGGUGAUAUUUUUUUUUUAAACUGGAAACGCACUUAUUGGAGCAUAUACUUCCACCAAGGAUAUAAACACUCCUAACACAGACACACACACACCCAAAAAUAUUCUUCAUUAUGUGGACGAACUGCCGUAUAUGAUUUCUAUUUCAGGAACACUUUCUACUUUUUGAGAAAUUCAGCAAGCAGAUGUUUAAAAACAUAACUUGCUUGGGUACAACUUAUGAAAAACAUUCCGAGAUUUACUGUACCGUUUUCAGCGUGUCUUUUUGUAAAUGUCACAUUGUUUACCUGAUGCUGAUUUUAUCAGGCUGUGUGCAGAUUUCUGAAAAUCUGAAUUGUUUUGCUAAUAUGUACGACAAAAUGCAUGUCAACGUUUUUGCAUUAUUAAGGAAAAGAAAACCAUGGAAAAUAAUCCGCUGUGAUUUUAAUGGUGAUUGUUUUAUAUCAGAAUGUGAUAUAUGUCAUGUCCAGCAAUAUCAGCAAAAAAUGCAUCUACCUUGAGCUGUGAGAGCAUUGAUGGAGGAGAUUUUCAACAAAAUGAAAUGAAUGGAUUCAAACUGGAAUCUACAGUACUGUGAAAAAGUUUUUGGCAUCCUAGAGUUAUAGUAAAAGUCGAGUUUGAUGGGAUGUCAACACAAAAUCAGUUCCAACAAAAGUGAAUAUGUGAGUUCUAUAUUUUUAUUCCAUAAUAAUUUCUUUGUAAGUGUUCUGGCCAGUAGAAUAUCACACCAACACAGUUUCCAAUGAUCAUGCAAUAUUAAAAUGACUGUAAAACACAAUUACUCAUACUUUAAGCCAUGUUUUUCUUAAAAUUGUUUUUGAGGUCUUGCAACUUAUACUCUGGUGCGACUUUUAUACUGAAAAAUCACACAUAGAUAGAACCCCAGUUUUCAGUUAUCACACAUGUCAUUUAUUUCUGAAUAUUUAUCAGGUUUUCAUUUUUAAUGCUUUUGUGAUGCAUUAAAUGUGCCUCAAACAUUUGCACAGAACUGCAAAAUAGAGGAUUAUUUGAUCCCAACCUCAGCUUCGGGGUGCUGCAUCAACACAAUACACUCGGAGUCGGACGUUUCUUGGUAUUAAAA